ACUAGAAGCACUAGCUCUACUAGCCCUACCAUUUUAAUUCGACUUAAUACUUCUUCCGAGUUGGUCUCAUCUCAUGUCAGAAGAAAACUAAAAGCUUUUUUCGUGCACAACCUUUGUAGGUCCCGCAUCCUGUGCGUGCAGUCUUCCCUUGCCUAGGCACUAGGAUCUUGUUCUUGCACUUCAGAGUUUGCGCCGGACAGCUUCUCUAAUGCACCACUUCCAACAUGAAGGACUACGCGAAGAUCAUCAAUGAUCGCGUUGCGAGGAGCUUCGUCGGUCGCCGCUUCCGCCUCGAGGGCUCGGGACAUCGCUAUGAGAGGAAGAACUCGCGCUUCCUGACGGAGAUCAGAGCCGGCCUGGCGACCUUCUUCGCCAUGGCCUACAUCAUCUCGGUCAAUUCCACCAUCCUCACCGAUAGCGGCGGCCCCUGCGAGUGCCCCGCAGGCAUGACGAGUUGCGACGACGACCCAGGCUACCAGUCCUGUCUUGCGAUCAUCCACCGCGACUUCGUCACCGGCACCGCUGCCAUUGCCGCCCUCACCUCCGUCAUGAUGGGACUCUGCGCGAACAUGCCGAUUGCCCUGGCGCCUGGAAUGGGGUUGAACGCCUACUUCACAUAUACAGUCGUCGGCUUCCACGGAUCGGGACCUGUCUCAUAUAACCUCGCGCUUACUGCAGUUUUCGUGGAGGGAUUGGUGUUUGUGGGACUCUCGCUGCUGGGACUGCGCCAAUGGCUCGCGAGAUCUAUCCCAGGCUCCAUCAAGCUGGCCUCGUCUGUCGGCAUUGGACUUUACUUGACUAUUAUCGGCCUGGGCUACAGCGCCGGAAUCGGCCUCAUCACUGGAGCGAAGAACACCCCCGUUGAGCUUGCUGGUUGCGUUGCAUCCGCAAUGGUGGAUGGCACAUGCCCGAACUCUACGAAGAUGCGCUCUCCCACCAUGUGGAUCGGGAUCUUCUGCGGUGGCAUGCUUACUGCCCUCUUGCUUAUGUACAGAGUUAAGGGCGCGAUUAUUGCUGGUAUCGCUUUGGUGGCGAUCACCUCCUGGCCGCGCAACUCAGCUGUCACGUACUUCCCCCACACGCCUGCCGGAGAUGAGAUGUUCGACUUCUUCAAACAAGUGGUCACCUUCCAUCCCAUUGAGAAAACGCUUAAUGUCCUGCACUGGAACUUGAGUGGCGCAAGUGGGCAGUUUGGCCUUGCAUUCAUCACUUUCCUCUAUGUUGAUAUUAUGGAUUGUACCGGAACGCUCUACUCCAUGGCCCAUCUUGCCGGUGCGAUCGACCCUGUCACCCAGGAUUUUGAAGGCUCUGCAGUAGCUUAUAUGGUCGAUGCCUUCGGUAUCACAAUUGGCUCCCUCUUCGGCCUUUCCCCCGUAACCGCCUUCAUCGAAUCCGGUGCCGGCAUCUCCGAAGGUGGCAAGACCGGUAUCACGGCCAUCACCUCAGGCCUCUGCUUCUUCAUCUCCAUCUUCUUCGCCCCGAUCUUUGCUUCCAUCCCGCCCUGGGCCACUGGCUGCACCCUCGUCAUCGUCGGCUCCAUGAUGUGCAAGGCCGCUGCCGUAAUUAACUGGCGCUACCUCGGCGACGCCAUCCCGGCGUUCGUCACCCUCGCCGUCAUACCCUUCACCUACUCCAUUGCCUACGGCCUCAUCGGCGGCAUCGUCACCUACGCCAUCAUCAACACUGCCGUCUGGAUCAUCGACAAGGCCUCGGGCGGCCGCUGGGUCCCACCCGGAAAGAUGCACAAGGAGCCUUGGACGUACAAGCCCGUCGGAGGCGUUCUGCCACCGUGGGUCGUGCGCGCAGCGCGCGGAAAACGUGAUUUCUGGCACGAGGACGAUGAGGUGGUUGAGAUGACUACUGUGCGCAGCACCGACAACAGCUCUGCGGGGAAAGGCGAGACUGUCCUCGAUGCCUUGACGCCCGACGCAGGUGACCGACAAGGGCGAGGCAUAUAGAGAUGCCCAGGCGAAUAUACAUGGACAUGCGUUGUAGUCUACUCUCUUUUGUUCCUUCUUGGAUCAUAAUUUUAUAAGCGUACUCCCUCUCCCUUAUCUCUUUCGAGAUGAGCAGAGCAGAGCGCUAAAACGGCCCCCGUUUUUGCGGAGCUACACGUAUAUUGUAGAAGCGGCCCGCCGGGUUUGGUGUCCGAUUGGGAAUUUGGGAAUUUGUUUUGCAUUUUCGCACGAUUUAUUCAUGUUAUGUAUUGCACUUGGCGGAUUUAUUUUCGAUAUGCACUAUUUUUCUGGGCCCUAGGGGUAUAUAGAAUAGAAACUUUAUAUAAUGAAUAUUUUUUAGUUUCGU
This is a messenger RNA of Pseudogymnoascus destructans, 2304 nucleotides long. RefSeq lists its product as uncharacterized. Lineage: Eukaryota; Fungi; Ascomycota; Leotiomycetes; Thelebolales; Thelebolaceae. Gene Ontology annotation, biological process: transmembrane transport. Bases 225 to 1958 code for a protein of 577 amino acids. Gene Ontology annotation, cellular component: plasma membrane. The transcript is spliced from 6 exons. Gene Ontology annotation, molecular function: purine nucleobase transmembrane transporter activity. The record is from RefSeq and is a predicted model, not a curated record.